UGUAUAAAAGCUGGCUAUUGUCCUCAAAUAGUACAUACCACUUGGUACUUCCAACAACACAACAAAUUAACCAAAAUGAUCGGAAAGGUCUUCUUCCUCGCUGCUCUCGCCUUUGCUGCCGCCAAGCCAGGCGUUCCAGCGGCGCUAGUAGCCCCAGCUCCCUAUGUAGCCGCACCAUUGGUCGCGGCGCCAGCACCUAUCGUCACCGCCUCCAGCUCACAGUACAUCGCAAGGAACUACAAUGGAGUUGUAUCUGCACCUGUGGCCGCACCUCUUGUAGCUGCUCCAGCGUAUUACUCCGCGAGAUACCUUGCUCCGCCUGCUCAGUACUAUUCCGCUCCACUUUCGUAUGCGUACGCACCCUCUGCUCCUCUGAUCGCCCUUAAAGUCCUGUCUUUGGCCACCAUCAUAGCUAGCUGCCACGCUAGCGGGUUUGGUCACGUGCCUCUACCACACGCACACUUAGCAGCAGUAAAGUCGUUUCCAAUUGUGCGAUAUGCUCCGUUCUACAAUUUCCCAUCACCCGUACGGUCAAUUCAUGCCGUAUCUCCAGGUUUCCCUGCUGUUGCGUCUUCAUUAGCCGCUGCCCCUAUUCUACCUCCACCAUUGCCGGCUCGCGUUUACCCAGCUCCUGUAUUCUCAGCUCCCGUACCAGCAGUGGCACCUGCUCCAUUCCUGCCAGCACCAGUACCCGCGCCAGUAUUUCCAGCGCCAGCAGUUGCUCCCGCGUACCCCGCGUUACCUGCACCGGCUCCUGUUUUUGCGCCUGCAUAUCCAAGAUACGCGCCUGUGCCCGUACCAGCUGCACCUGUAUUUGCCCGUGCGGCUUUGCCAGUUGCGCCAUUCUCACCCAUAGCUAGACCUGUUUUAGCGCCUGCUCCUGUCUUUGCUCCCGCGCCGUUAGCAGUUACAAAAGCUUUCCCAUAUGCCUUCGGUCCACCGGUGUUACAAGCUCCUGUGGUGAAACAAUUCGCGUGGAAGGGGAUCGGACUAAUGGGGCAGCUCCAGCAUAAGGAUAAGAAGCAGCAUAUGCAGCUGGGGCAAAGGGACCGGGUAGAGCAUAAGGAGCGGCAUAAGAUGAGUAUAGAGGAGCUGGUCCUGCAACGUAUGAUGCGUAAGGCGCGGCGUAAUGUGCUGGUGCGGCGUAAGCAGCUGGUGCAGCUAAAGGUGCAGCGAAUGGGGCAGCAACACCUGCAGGCACUAAGCCUGAAAUUGACGCGGUCUGACUUCAAAUUAAAAUGCAUUGCUCGUCUGGGUCAAACCUACAGUGCCAGCGGAUUGCUGUGGCCGUGUAAUAGAAUCAAAUGUAUUCCUUAUCCGUGUUAUUGCUCAAUGAAAUGGACAAACAGUAUAUAUUGUUGUGCACUCCUGAAGACGACACAGUACAUCGAAUACUUCAACGUACAUCUCACUUGUGAGCAGUCACAACUAUACCUAAGCAAAAUGAUCGCCAAAUUCUUUGUUGUCCUCGCCGCCGUCGCCGUCGCCAACGCUGGAGUUCUGCCUCUGGCUGCUGCCCCCGCUGCACUCGUGGCCCCGGCUGCCGCAGCGUAUGCUGUCGCGCCUUACGCCAGCUCGUACUCCGCUCACAGCAUCAACCACGCGGUAGCUGCGCCAGUGUACGCCAACGCACCUGUAGUAGCCGCAUCUCCAUACGUAGCUGCUCCCGCUCCCGUGGUAGCUGCUGCAUCUCCUGUUGUAGCUGCCCCUUCCCCCUUCGCUAGAUACAUCGCCUCUCCAUACUACUUAUAAACGAAUUUGGCGUCUUCAUUGCCUUGUGACUUGCUCAAUAAUAUAAUGUAUAUAAAUUAAAAUAUUUUGAAGUAUAUAUUGUAUAUAAAAAUUAAA
Molecule: messenger RNA, 1848 nt
Organism: Colias croceus (clouded yellow)
Lineage: Eukaryota; Metazoa; Arthropoda; Insecta; Lepidoptera; Pieridae
Product: COPII coat assembly protein SEC16-like
Exons: 6
Coding region: 76-1752 (558 amino acids)
Source: RefSeq, a predicted model, not a curated record